Molecule: messenger RNA, 1648 nt
Organism: Centropristis striata (black sea bass)
Lineage: Eukaryota; Metazoa; Chordata; Actinopteri; Perciformes; Serranidae
Product: arrestin domain-containing protein 3-like
Exons: 6
Coding region: 30-998 (322 amino acids)
Biological process (GO): protein transport
Cellular component (GO): cytoplasm; plasma membrane
Source: RefSeq, a predicted model, not a curated record
CCUGGCACUAAGUGUUUGCACAGUUCAACAUGGCAGAUAGUGUUAAGAGCCUUUCAGUGGGAUAUAAUCCCAUGAACGGAAGGGAUUUCUUCACCAGUGGUGAGUUUAUCACAGGACAAAUUUCAUUAGAACUGUCAUCAAAAUGCAAAAUAAAGGCACUCUGUGUGAAGCUGAAGGGAAAAGCAGAAGUCAAAUGGACUGAAUAUUACGGAAAGGUAUCCGUUACGUACUAUAGCAAAGACAAGUACUUCAGUAUCAAGCAAGACAUCAUUCAGGACGGCGAGGGUAAUAAUGUUGAAAAGGGCUCCCAUGUCUACCCAUUCACCUUUCACAUCCCUGCAGGAAACCUACCAUCGUCCUUCCAACGCCAAUGUGGAAAGAUCCGCUACUCAUUGGAGGCCGUUUUGAGCAGGUCGAUGAGAGUAGCCACCAAAGCUAAGGCCAUAUUUACUCUCACCCACAAAGCAGACCUCAACAGUGAUCCACUGCUGAGGACUCCGCAGCAAAGUAUCCUUGAUAAAAAAAUGAACGUCUUUUCGUCGGGGACAGUUGGCAUGGAUGUGAAUAUUCAGCGAACAGGCUUCUACCAAGGGGAAGGCAUCAAGGUUGUGGCUUCCAUCCAGAACAGAUCCUCUCGUGACAUUAGGCCCAAAUACUGUCUGUAUCUGAAGCACAGUUACUUUGCAAAGAAGAAGAGGAAAGUCAAAACCAAAGAGAUCCUGAAAGAGGUGGGUGACGUUAUCCCACCUUCUGCAGGUCAGACUGUCACCAGGAUCAUCACCAUCCCUCCCGACACGUGUGCCUCCAUCCUAAACUGCAACAUCAUCAAAGUGGAGUACAGGCUCAGGGUCUCUCUGGAUGUCAAGUAUGCUUUAGACCCCACUAUCAAGUUCCCCAUCGUCAUCCUGCCAGCUUUACAGGAACCUAUUGAAGGGGAGCAUCCGCCUGCUUCUCCUAGCUUCUCCGGCUUCACUAACCCUUACUAUCCAGGCAACUAGCAAGAAUGCUGACACUGUGAAGACUUGACUGUUCAAAAAAUAUGAACACAAAAAUGAAUGUGAUUAUGAAGGGAGUUCUUCAACUCCUGUAUCACUGGCAUGAUUUCAUUGCCAGUAAAUGACUUCCCUCUAUACUGGUGAUACUGAAAUAUUGUAAAUGAUGUCAUAAAGAAUACAACUGUGCUUCUAUCUGUUCCUUCUUUUAAAUAAACAAUAGAACAAUAAAUACAUAAAGUCUCUUAUUACAGAGACCAGAGUACCACAUAGAAAAAAAUGUAACUUUCAUUUCUUCCAUGUUCAUUUUAGAGUUAAAGCUACACAACCACAUAAUGACUAAAAAAUGUCCUAUUAAUGGUGUAUCACAAUCAUUUUGGAUCACUGUUGUUGCCAUAGUUUUUGCUUUGAUUAUGCCUUAUAUGCUUAUUUUUCUUUCUUUCUUUCUGUAUUUUUGUAUAAUUUAGAUUUUUUAUUUAUUUAAUGUGUUAUCUAGUCAAUUAUUUGUUUGUUAUUUGAAUUCUAUCCUUUUUUUCUAUUCUUGUGUUCUGUUAUAGAUGGACAUUAUCCUAUGUUGUUACUCUUUAUUCCAUAGAGUGCUGCCAUUGUAAUAUGUACAUUGUCAGUCCUUGUAAAACCCAAUAAAAAUACUGGAG